Molecule: messenger RNA, 1188 nt
Organism: Macrosiphum euphorbiae (potato aphid)
Lineage: Eukaryota; Metazoa; Arthropoda; Insecta; Hemiptera; Aphididae
Source: the annotation of a GenBank genome assembly
AUGAACCACUACUUUUGGACAUCGUCGUUGUUGCUCUUCGCCGCCGUGCAGUACUCGGCCGUCGCGUUCAAGAUACCAGGGUUGUCGUCCAGUAGCAGCGGCAGCAGCAUUAACCGGACGCCACCUGUCAGGGGACCCGCAGCCAAUGCUGGUGGCCACAGAGGACCGGAAUCCGAGUACAUGGGGCCGGUGUUCAUAAUCAGAGAGCUGGACAAGGACAAGGGAGAGUACGACGCGUUCGUGACGACCGGCGGCAUACAGGAAGUGAGGCCGCCGCCGAUGAGCGACAGGUCGCUGCCGCCGCAGCAUGGCAAACCGUCCGCGGCCAGAGACGACGAGGACGCCGAGCACUUUGGCGUGCUGGUCACUCCCGAAACGGUCAAGCGGCUGGACCGCGACGAGAAGCUGAGGGCGUCGUCUAUCAACGUGACCAUGGCAGUGCUCCUGUCGGCCGCCUCGUCAAGGAUGCCCUGGCUGUUGGUCCUGCACCGCAAACAGUAUCCCCACCUGUUCGAGUACCAGCAACAGCAGCCCCAACAUCAGUACCAGACGCACCCGCCGCAGCAACAGCAGCACCAGCCUCACCCGCAACAGCAGCCACAACAGUACCAACAACAGCAGCAACAGCAACAGCAGCCGCAGUACCUUCAGCCAGCGCAGUCCGACUCGGUUCAGGUCGACAGCGGCGUUCCGGGGCUCCAGCACCCGCAAAUUCCACAGCGCCGUCGGUACCAGAUGGACAGGCAGCGCCGAGCCAUUCUGUAUUCGUCACCCGACGACAGCCGAGCGCCGCUGACUAUGGCGUUCGAGCACGAACUGCUGUCCACCAUGUGCUACAACUUCGUCCGAGACUACUAUUCGUCGCCGAAAACUUCAUCCGCCGAACAGUCACCCAGGCUACCAAUCACCCUGGUCGACGCCGAUUACCGACCGGAGCGGGAACAGUACGGCCGUGUCGAGGACCGACGCGAGCGGGAACCGGAACCGGAACAGUACGCCCGGUAUCGGCCCGACGUCUACUUGGACGCAGACGCUUAUGCGGCCGCGGCCACAGCCCCUUCCGGCCGCGAGCAACAAUCGCCGCCGCAGCCGGAACCUCAGGUGCAGCAGACAUCGUCCACGGUCCGACCGGAAGAACGGUCCGACGGCGUCAUCGUCGGCAUGGAGAUCCCAAAACGCGUUUCCUAG